This is a messenger RNA of Alligator mississippiensis (American alligator), 3734 nucleotides long. Its product is annotated as olfactory receptor 6N1-like. Gene Ontology annotation, cellular component: membrane. The record is from RefSeq and is a predicted model, not a curated record. NCBI's taxonomy places the organism in Eukaryota, Metazoa, Chordata, Crocodylia, Alligatoridae. Gene Ontology annotation, biological process: G protein-coupled receptor signaling pathway. The transcript is spliced from 3 exons. The coding region runs from base 479 to 1447 and encodes 322 amino acids. Gene Ontology annotation, molecular function: olfactory receptor activity; G protein-coupled receptor activity.
UAUAUAAACAAGGCAGUUUGGCUGCAGGAAGCCAGGCAGCAACAUUGCCUGGCUGUAGGGCUGCUGUGAGCAAACUGGAGGAAAGUUUCAUCAUGAACGCCUGGUGGUGAGAAGCUGCUUUCUUAUAAACCUGAGCGAAUGCCGAACGGGGGCAGUGGCGCUGGGCGUGGACACACAGCAACAUCCAACAGGCAAGACAGCAAGAUCCUUCCAGCUGGUGAGUAGCAUGUAGAGAGACUCUGUGACACUGCGAGGAGCAGAGUGAUGGGGUCCACGACACUGAUCCCCACACCCCACCACUACAGAUGGAGAGGAUUAUAGGAAUAACCCACUAGAAUAGUGACCUGAUGAAAAAUGCUUGUGUUCAAAAGCUUGUCUAACUUAAUCCAGACCAUGAAAAAGGUCCAAUAAAAGAUAUCACCCACAAAAAUCCUUGCUUCUCACUAGAAGAGUGAAAGGAAAAACCCAGCUACACCUCAUGGAGGAAGUAGGAGGAGACAAUCACACAUCUAUCACAGAAUUCCUCCUUCUAGGAUUUGGGACCAUUCCACAGCUACAGAUUUUUCUCUUCCUGCUGUUUCUAGUGAUCUAUAUGUUGACCGUGACUGGGAACAUCCUCAUCAUUGUGCUUGUUGUUGCUGAUCCACAGCUUCAUACCCCCAUGUACUUCUUCCUGGGAAACUUGUCAUACUUGGAGACUUGCUACACCUCCACCGUGCUGCCCAGGAUGCUGGCCAGUCUCCUGACAGGGAACAGAACCAUUUCUGUUAGGGGCUGCAUUACUCAGUUUUAUUUUUUUGCAAGCCUGGCAGGUACAGAGUGUUGUCUCCUAGCUGCAAUGUCUUAUGAUAGGUAUUUAGCAAUUUGUAAACCACUGCUCUAUGCAAUGUUAAUGAAUGGCAGAGUCUGUCUACUGCUAGCAACUGGAUGUUGGCUAGGAGUAUUGCUGUUUUCUACAUUAUUAAUAAGUUUUAUGUCACAAUUAACUUUCUGUGGGCACAAUGAGAUUGACCACUUCUUUUGUGACUUCACUCCAGUGAUACAGCUCUCCUGCAGUGAUACGAGGCUGGUCAUUCUUAUUAGUUUUAUAACUUCCUCCUUGGCUGCCCUUUCCCCAUUUCUCUUAACUCUGGCAUCCUACAUUUGUAUCAUAGAUGCCAUUCUGAGAAUCCCUUCUGGGAGGGGAAGACAAAAGGCAUUUGCUACCUGCUCCUCCCACCUCAUUGUAGUAACCAUUUUUUAUGGGACCAUAUUGAUUGUAUAUUUCUUACCAAAAAACAACAUGCUGAGAUACUUGAACAAAGCAUUUUCUGUUUUCUACACAAUCCUUACACCCCUGAUCAAUCCCCUUAUCUACAGUCUGAGGAACAGAGAAGUGAAAGAGGGCCUGAGAAAAGUUGUCAGCAAAUUUAGGAUCCUGGGAAUUCAAACUACCAGGCUGAUAUGAGGAUAAGUGAAAGAAACAGUAAUUGUGCGGUUUGGGUUUCAAGAGUCUUCUGCACAAGCGUUGUAUCUUUACGUUUGUUAAAGGUGAACCUGGUUGAAAGGCAGUAUAUUCUUGUAAACAGUUAAAACUUUAUCUUUCCUUCCCCUCUUUGAGGUGGAACGUUCUGAACAUGAACCCCCCCCCUCCACCCCACACACACAAUUUCAGGCUCCUCUGUACUUAUGCUAAUAAUAUGUAUUAUUUCUCAUGGGUUUUGUAGAACUAAUAAAAGUUCUUCCAGAGUAAAAGUGACUAGGUUGAUACAACCCUCGAUGUGAGGUGCUUGAUAAUCCUAAGAAGUAUAUUAUCAUCUAUUACCUAUAUCCUGUUGUACUGCACUUGGCUUGGUAUUUUCCAGACAAAUGGGAACAAAUAGUUUCUGCUCCUGAUGAAUGUCAGCCAUCAAGCCUGAACCUUUGUCUCUACCAGCAGCUCUGCCAGAAGCUUCAUCUCCAUCAACAAUUUCUAGAGAGAGGGCAUGUCUCCCUUAUCUCUAAAGGGCAUAUCUCCCUUAUUUCUAGAAAGAGGACAUGUUGCCUUAUCGUGAUGUUAUUGUCCAGUGCUUUAGUACUUCCUGUUGGAAGUACUAAAGCAAGGUGCAGUAACAGCCUUUGCAUGCAUGGUGCAUGGUUAUUUUUAGCAGAUACUUCACCAUAACAGUGUACUAUAAUGGAAGGGGUGAGAGGGGUGGAAAUUGCUAUGGCAGAGUAGCUGCUCAUCAUGUGUAGACACCGAUGGACACUACACUGCUGCAUCAUGAAGGUACCAAAUUGAUAGGCGAUUAGUUGCAGUGCAGUAAUGCAUGUGUAGAGGCAUUACCGUGCAGUAAUGUGGGAGCCUCCAGGCUGGGUCUGCCCAGUCACUAUGGAGCCAGCUGGAGGCUGGCCUUAGGGCUCCUGCCUUACCCCCUCUCCUGGAGCUGCGCUCAGCUGCUUUCUGUCAGCUUCUAGCUGCAGGGUAUAAAAGGCUGAAGCUACUUUGUGCCUUGGGGCACACACCACAGGGAGCUGGCAGGAGCUACUCUCUGUCCACGAGUCAAGCAGGCCCUGUGUGCCCCUCUGGACAGCCUGCAGGCAAUAUUUGCCUGGGCUGUCACCCUCCUGAGCUGGUACCUGGCCAUAAGUGAGCAUUACAAAGGUCUCUUUUUGCUGCAUCCAUUGCGCAGGCCUAUGAUCCUAUUUGGGCUAGUGGCCUUUUUGGCUGUGCUAGAAGAAGCAGCACCUGCUCCCCACUGCUUCUCAACCCCACAUCUGUCUCCUCCAAGGACUAAAGUGAAGCACCUCAACCAUGUGGCUGUGACUCCCUGGCCAAUCCCCUGUUGGGCGUCAUGCUGUCAGCCCUCAAGGGCCAGCAUCACAGGGCCAGUGGCAUGGGGGCCCAGUCAACCAACAAGGGGCAUGACAUCAUCCUCCUCCCCUGUGUCCAGCCCUAGCCCCAUCCACGUGUGCCCACCUAUCUGGAGCCCCAGAGGCCCAAACUGGAUCCAGGAGGAUGUGUGCACCCCUAGGGCACUGUGGGGUGAGGAAGACAUCCUGAGGCAGUUUGUCCAGGGUGGGCACUUGAAUGUCCAUCCUUAUGAGGCCCUGGUGGCUGAGAUGCAUGUAUGGGGCCACCCCCAGUCGUUAUGCAAAUAGCAUAAAUACCAGCUUGAUGUUAGAUAAAUAACAUGGAAAUAGAGUUUUGCCUAUUGCUUUUAAGCUUAUGUAUUUUCCUGAGUUUUGCAUUGCCUUGAGAAUCUCCGUUUUGUAUUGCUCUGUAGUUUGACAUAAGUACUUGACCUUUUCCUCUUUUGUAUGCUGUAUGGGUGAGAGUGUGUUUGUGGAAAAGGAAAACAUCAUCUGGCGACUGGCUGAAGAAUGCAGAGAAAUAAAAGAGCAAACAAGAAGAAUCUGCCCCAGAACAGCGAGAGAACACCGACAAUCCACCUUCAAGAAAGAACACAGUGAUAACCUAGCAAAAGCCCAGAGGACUGGAUGAAUGGACAAGGCUAUAAAAGAUGGGGCAAGACAUAUCAAUUUUAGGUCUUGUUCUGCAUGUCAUCCUGGAGCAUCGGUUCAUUGGAUGAGAUGGACUGGCAGGAGCCCUGCUCCCACUCGGAUCAACUUGGCUGGCCAUUAAUUUGAUCCAAGCACCGAUAAAACUGGUAACGUAUAGCAGUGCAGGACAGAAACUGGGGUAUGAACUUGGUAUGUGUGUGUAUUAAGUGCUUAACCAAUAAACGCAGCACUUUGCCUUAUCCCCCGCAAAA